Messenger RNA from Lasiodiplodia theobromae, 1032 nucleotides. RefSeq names its product Allantoate permease. Lineage: Eukaryota; Fungi; Ascomycota; Dothideomycetes; Botryosphaeriales; Botryosphaeriaceae. Gene Ontology annotation, cellular component: membrane. The record is from RefSeq and is a predicted model, not a curated record. Gene Ontology annotation, biological process: transmembrane transport. Gene Ontology annotation, molecular function: transmembrane transporter activity. The coding region runs from base 1 to 1032 and encodes 343 amino acids. The transcript is spliced from 4 exons.
AUGACCACGGAGAAGAAAGCGCCCGAAGGCUCGGUGCAUGAUAGCGCGGAAGACAUUACGGGUGAAGUAAUUGAUGUUGCCGCACGCUUCCUCGCAACCCUGGACGAUGAAAUCAGAGAGACUCCGAUCACGCCCGCCGAAGCCCGAAAGGUCCUGUGGAAGAUUGAUCUAUCUAUUCUUCCAAUAAUAUGGAUCUCCACUAUCGUUGCUGCCGUUGACAAAGUCGUCAUAUCGAACGCCGCCAUUUAUGGCAUGAAGGAUGACACGCAUCUUGUUGGAAAUCAGUACGCUUGGGUUGGAAGCAUUUUUUAUUUCGGAUUUCUGCUAUUUGAGUAUCCAACUUCUUUUCUCAUCCAACGACUCCCCGUGGCGAAGUUCUUCUCUGUCACGGUCUUGGUCUGGGCCAUCAUGAUGUGCUGCACAGCCGCUACGCAAAACUUCGCUGGCCUUGCAGCUGUUCGCUUUAUCAUGGGAAUGGCUGAGGCUUGUUUGUUUCCGGUCUGCAAUAUCAUAACCGUCAUGUGGUGGAAGAAUCAAGAACAGCCCAUUCGAGUUGCCUGCUGGAUGUCUCAGUUCUCUUCCAUUUUCACGGGAAUCGUUAGCUACGGAAUUGGCAACGCCGACACACAACUCGCAAGCUGGAGGCUACUUUUUCUGGUCCUGGGAGGCUUCUCCCUUCUUUGGGCCGUAGUUGUGUUUCUAUUUCUACCAGACUCACCGGCUCAAUGCCGCUACAUGACCGACCGCGAAAAGUUCAUUUGUCUGCAACGCAUCAAGGACAACAACACGGGUGUGGAGAGCAAAGAGAUUAAAUGGUACCAGAUCAAAGAGUGCUUGUGUGACCCGAAGACUUGGCUGCUCUUUGUCUUCUCAAUUGCUCAAAACAUUCCCAACGGUGUUGAUCACGUUCGCCUCGAUUAUCGUUUCUGGCCUCGGAUAUUCUGCGCUUAUUACAACCUUGCUCGGGAUUCCAACUGGAAUUAUUGCUACCAUCUGGGCAUGGAUAUUGGCGUAUCCUGCAGGGCGCUAUAA